Messenger RNA from Sodiomyces alkalinus F11, 774 nucleotides. RefSeq names its product mitochondrial F1F0 ATP synthase subunit F Atp17. The transcript is spliced from 5 exons. Lineage: Eukaryota; Fungi; Ascomycota; Sordariomycetes; Glomerellales; Plectosphaerellaceae. The coding region runs from base 30 to 338 and encodes 102 amino acids. The record is from RefSeq and is a predicted model, not a curated record. Gene Ontology annotation, biological process: proton motive force-driven ATP synthesis.
CUUGGUUUCUACUUGGAACGACCGACAUCAUGAGCUACGUUGCGCGCCGUGGUCUCUCGACCCUCAUCCCGCCCAAGGUCGCCUCUCCCAAGGCUCUUGGUGCGAACCCCAACGCCGCCCGCAUGGCCAACGUUGGCAAGUUCUACGAGAGGCUCCCCCGUGGACCUGCCCCCGAGCCCGAGGCCAAGGGCCUCCUCGGAUGGUACGGCAAGAAGUACUUCAACGGCAAGAAUGCGUCGGGCAUGCCCAUCGUUCACGCCAUUGCGCUCGUUCUUGGCAUCGGCUACCUCCAGAGCUACUACUUCCACCUCCGCCACGCCAAGAACAAUGCUCACUAAGAAGGAGUACGGAAGGACAAUGAUAGCUUCAUUCGCCUAGUAUAGAUCGACAGGCGUGUACAUAUAGACGUUGUUCCAACGGACCCCUUAACUGAGAGAUUCCCUUUGUGUUUCACGUUUCGAGGCGUCCCCAGAGAUGAUGCGAAGUCGUUUGAUCCGAGCGUGCGGUAUAAAUUUACAGAAACAGAUACGCCGCGGAGCUUGUCGAAGCUUGACCCAUGCAUAUUUCGCUACUGUAAGUAAGGUAUGCUAUUCAAGUGACCCGACCUGGGGUGUCAUCAGCAGUUGUGGUUAUCCGGUGAGCCCUUCACAACCUCAGCAUAAUAGUAGUUGAAACAUAUACACGUGUAGUGCGGGAACAUGGGAAGGUGGGAUGGAAUGGAGUGGACAAUGAUUCUUCUGUUGCUAUUGAACAACUUGUACUGUAUCCCUACCC